GGGGCGCCCCCUAGCGGCGGGGCGGGGCGCAGCCGGCGCCAUGGCGGAGCUGGGCGCCCACCUCACGGCCCCCUCGGCCGGCGACGACCGGCCCUCCAUCUUCGAGGCGGUGGCUCAGGACAGCCUGAUGGCCGCCGUGAAACCCGCCCUGCAGCACCUGGUCAAGGUGCUUGUUGAAUCUAAUCCUGGCCGAUAUGGCUUCCUCUGGCACUGGUUUGAUGAGAUCUACGUCCUUCUGGAUUUGCUGCUCCAGCAGCACUAUCUGACCAGGUGCAGUGCCUCCUUUUCUGAAAACUUCUAUACCUUAAAGAGGAUACCAACAGGAGAUCACAGACAGCAGCCUCUGGCCACUGCUGGCCUGCCAAAGAGGCAGCACUGGAAGUCUCUCCUCUUGCUGGUUCUUGUUCCUUACCUGAAAGGAAAGCUGGAGAAACUGGUGUCCAGCCUGAGGGAAGAGGAUGAGUACUCCAUCCACCCUCCAUCAUCAUCCUGGAAGCGCUUUUACAGAGCCUUUCUAGCUGCCUACCCCUUUGUAAACAUGACCUGGGAGGGCUGGUUUCUCAUCCAGCAACUGUGCUAUAUCCUUGGGAAAGCUCAGCAUCACUCACCCAUGCUGCGGCUGGCUGGUGUUCGCCUUGUCAGACUAACUGCAGAGGAUAUGCAGGCCCUGGAGAAGAAAUUGGCUGGAGCCACUGCAAGUCAAACACACAGCAUUAAAACACAAGUGCAGUCAGCAGUGAGGAAAGCGUUGGCUGGCAUUGCCUUCUCCCUGUCCACCGGGCUGUCCAUCAGCGUGUUCUUCCUCCAGUUCCUGGACUGGUGGUACUCCUCAGAAAACCAAGAGACGAUCAAAUCUCUGACAGCACUUCCAACUCCUCCACCCCCCAUGCACCUCGACCAUGGGGCCGGCUCAGCUCUCUUACCCAAACUGAAGACCAUGUGCCCUCUGUGCCGCAAAAUUCGCGUCAAUGCCACGGCCCUGUCCACGUCCGGCUUUGUGUUUUGCUACCGCUGUGUGUACAAUUACGUGAAGACUCACCAGCGCUGCCCGAUCACAGGCUACGCCACAGAGCUGCAGCACCUUGUCAAACUGUACUCUCCCGAGAGCUGAAAGGCCUGCCUCGUGCUGUCAGAGAGAUACAUCUCUGAGGCUAGCGGCUGGGUAGCAGCGAGCCUAAAUUUGCCCCUUCUUAUGUCCCAUAGAAGACUUUCAACCACUACAACUCAUCAGUGAUCUCUGAAGCUCCUUUGAACUUUGGUACAUCAGCGUUUUGCUGCCUUUGCGUAUUCUGGUAAGGCUCUCCCCUUUGUUUAUUAGCUGUUUAAACAUCCUGUGACAGUUUCAGAGGGAUCGGACAGCCACAAUCCUGUCAGCUGGCACAGAAAUGCCUUCAAAGACCAACCGAAAGGGAAGAAACAUUGAUUUGGAUAAGAAGAAUGCA
This is a messenger RNA of Haliaeetus leucocephalus (bald eagle), 1442 nucleotides long. RefSeq names its product peroxisomal biogenesis factor 12 (gene PEX12). The transcript has 3 exons. Bases 41 to 1111 code for a protein of 356 amino acids. Lineage: Eukaryota; Metazoa; Chordata; Aves; Accipitriformes; Accipitridae. Gene Ontology annotation, cellular component: peroxisomal membrane; peroxisomal importomer complex. Gene Ontology annotation, biological process: protein monoubiquitination; protein import into peroxisome matrix. Gene Ontology annotation, molecular function: ubiquitin-protein transferase activity; zinc ion binding; protein binding. The record is from RefSeq and is a predicted model, not a curated record.